Soboliphyme baturini is the source of this 303-nucleotide messenger RNA. The record is from the annotation of a GenBank genome assembly. Lineage: Eukaryota; Metazoa; Nematoda; Enoplea; Dioctophymatida; Soboliphymatidae.
AUGUUCCAUUACCUGAUCGUCCGAGCUCGUGUGUCACCGGUCCAGGAAGACGGACACCGUUGCUCAUCAGAGAAGGCGGCGUUAAAUUACAACAGUAGUGUAAAUCGAUGCUACCCGUACUUUAUACGGAAAGGCUAUGAUGACUCAUUGACGAUGACUCCGGGAGACAAGCGAGACGGUCAGGUGAAAUUACGGCGCUGCUGGCAACGACGACAGAGGCUGCGGAGGUCAUUGGUUCGAGUCAAGCCCGGUCGGCGGUUAAUCAGCGGUGCUGUGGUGGUCGAGGAUCGAGGAACGACGUAA